UCACUGUCACUACUCACUAGCCAAAUAAAAAUAAAAUUGAAAAUUAUCUUCUCAUUCUCAAUCCUAUCAUUUUCCUUAUCUCUAAAAGUAUUAUUUUUCUUACAUUCAUAGAUUGUAUUUUGAUUUCAAAAUAAAGUGCUUCGUGUGUCAACCAUAUCACGUUUAAAAAUAUCUCGCCAAGAAGACAUUUAUAAUGGAAUUUCCGAUUCGGUCUUUGCGCAUAAUAAACCGGCUUUUACGAAAACCUUUUGGAUUUUCAGCAUAUAGAUGCGUUUCUAAUACAGCUGUUAAAGAAGAGGCUACUUCAGAGCUCUUAACUUCAUUUAAUCAAGACAUAAAAUCUGGUGGUGCAGUGCCAGUAUUCCGAAGAGCAUUGUUGUUUCCUUCAAGAGUAGCCCUGCAAGAUGACUUUGGUACAUACACUUACGCUGCCCUGUAUGAAGCAGCUACUGCACUCAGUAAAGACAUUGCAGCUCAACUUUCUGGUGAAACUGAAUACACUAUUUCUUAUAUGUGUAGCAAUGACGCAUCACACAUUGUUGUGCAGUGGGCUAUAUGGAUGACAGGAAAUAUAGCGGUGCCGUUAACACCCCUCCACCCAGCUGAGAUGUUAAAGUACUACAUUACAGACAGUGGUAGCAAACUGAUUAUUUGCUUACAAGACUAUGAGAAAAUACUCCGACCUGUGUCCGAAGAACUAGCCAAACCAUUACUAGUUGUAUACAGGCCUAAAGAUGGGACAGAUGAUCAGGGCAAAGGUGGCCAGGGAAUAGAUGGCCAGGGGAUAGAUAGCCAGAGCAAUGAUGACGAAUUAAAAGAGAUACUGCGUAGAAUGAAACUUGGGAAAGAUGAUCAAAUGAAGGAUUUUUCAAUAAGUGAUGUUGGUCCAUCCAAUAUAUGGUAUGGCGGUACAGAGGCUAUGCUGAUUUAUACUAGUGGUACAACAAGCAAACCCAAGGGCGUAGUGUGGACCCACAGGAUGCUCUCCACGCAGAUAUCUUCCCUGCACGCCGCGUGGCAGUACUGCGCGCAGGAUGUUGUGCUCCACACCCUGCCUCUGCACCACAUACACGGCCAGCUGAACUCUCUCAAUGCCUCUCUAGCUGCUGGAGCUAGGAUACGCAUGCUGCCGUCAUUCGUGUCGCAUAGCGUGUGGGCGCGCCUGCUCGGCACGGGCGAGCGCGAGGACGCGCGCGUGUCGGUGUGGCACGGCGUGCCCGCCAUGUACGCGCGUCUGGCCGCCGACUACGACAAGAUGUUCGCGGACAAGAAGACGCGCGACUACGUGCGCGCGACGCUCUCCGCCAGGAUGCGCCUCAUGUGCGCCGGCUCCGCUGCCUUGCCGGAGUCGCUGUUCAAGAAGUGGGAGGAGAUCUCAGGUAUGAGGCUGUUGGAACGUUACGGCAUGUCGGAAUGCGGCAUGGCGCUCAGCAACCCUUACCGCCCCGUGGAAGGACGAACCCUGGGCUGUGUGGGGUUGCCUCUGCCAGGGGUUUCGGCCAGGCUCGCGGCUGCUACUGACAAUGGCUUAGAUCCCUUAGUCACGGUUGAAUCUCCCGAUCCUGACACUCAGAUAUCCGUAGACAGACUCGGUUUAACUUCAAACAAGGAAUCCUAUGAGGGUACUUGGAAGACAUCUGUAGCAGAACACAAGUUGAGCAAAGAUGGCGUCUUCGAAGGAGAGUUGUUACUCAAAGGUCCGGCAGUCUUCUCUAGAUACUGGAACAGAGCCCCACAAUUAGAGUCCCCAGAUUUCACUGACGACGAAUGGUUCCGCACAGGCGACACCGCAUCGUUCUCCGAUAACAAAUUCAAAAUCCUCGGUAGAACUUCCAUAGAUAUCAUCAAAACUGGCGGCUACAAAGUCAGCGCUUUACAAGUCGAGUCCGCGAUAUUGGAACACCCCAGCGUUGCUGACGCAGCGGUUUUAGGCAUAGAUGACGAUAAUUACGGUGAAAUCAUAGCAACUGUUGUGGUUCUCAAAGAGAAAGCUAGUUUGACCUUGAAGGAACUGAAAGACGAUGCGGGGAAAAGGUUAGCGCCUUACCAGUUGCCGAAAACCAUGCUAAUAGUUGACCAAAUGCCCAGAAAUGCGAUGGGCAAGUUGGAUAAAAAGGUGAUCAAACAACAGUUUGGCGACAAACUAGUUAUGAAGAAAAAGUAAAUGAUUGAAAUGAAGGUUAGUGACUGAAAAUGCGUUUAAACUAUUUUUCUGACAUGUUUCAAUUAUAAUUUAAAACUUAUUUUUAAGUAGAAAGUUAUUGUAUUUAUAGCAUCCUAUAAUACUAUAUUGGCGAGAUGUUUUGUCUGAGUGAUUAUAAGCGGACUACAUAAAUAAGUCCUCUAGAGUCUGGCAAGUUCGUUGAACACUCCCAUGAUAUGCGGGCGACAGGGGGAAACACUGUGCGGAUGUGAAAUCGUGCGUGCGGGUAAGUGACGUGUAUCAGUCGUGGAUUUUCUAUUCAUCGCUACACUCCUCCCGGCCGCGCGCAUCAUCGGGAGCGUUACGAACGAAGUUGCCAAGCUAUAGCGCGUGACGCAGCGUAGUACCGGAACAUUACCGUAACAUUACCGGAGCACGCGGCAUUAGAGUCCGCUCUAAGAUUGCAUUUCUGACAGGUCCUGAUCGAAUGGGACAAACAUAUUCAAUUACAAUUGCCUCGUUAUUUUGUCUCAUCACUACUAAGACAUACAGUUGGCAUAACCUUUGAAACAGCGCAGUUCGAUAACCUUGUACGCCAGUUUGAAGUUGCAUCGUCCAUUCGAUCAUGACCCGUCAGAAACGCAGUCUCCGAGCGACCGUACUUUAGUCAUUAAUUCAUAAACAGAUUCCCGCACCGCUUUGUCAUCCUCACCCCUAUACCGCGCCAGUGAGGAUUCAUUUAUGCGUUUUGGCUGCAUACACAUGUUACAUGUACCUACUUAAAGAAAUUUAAAAGAAUGUAAUUGUGUUUCAACCAGUUGCGUAGCAUGCCUUGGAGGGGCCAUGUAUCAAAAUUAGUUGGGGGGCCCAAAUGAAGGGCAAAAUUUACACAAAAGAAGCAAAAAUGCUCGCUUAAAAUAAUAUGACUGUGACUUAACCUAUGUAGGAUGUUUCCAACUUAUGUGCGCACCAGGGAAAAAAAAAGAGAUUGUAGAUUACCUACCUACAUUUUACUAAUUUUUGCUUUCACACGUAAGGGCCCCCUGUAGCCGUAGCUACGCCCCUGGUUUCAACACAUGGCUUAAUCCAAUAAAAAAGCUUCGAGAUUUCGUCACGCAAAUAUUCAAAAGUUGUUUUUUUGGUUGGCGGUAUUUUAAUUUAAUCGUCUUCCAAGACAAUUCAAACUAUAAAAAUUAAAAGUAUGAAAUAAUAUUGAUUCUAGGUUAUAUUCUUAAAUGCGCAUUUAUUUCCGAGUAAGGUAAAGAGAAUGAAGAUUGAUUUAUCUAUAACGUGAUAUAAGGACUGACUUUGUUAUUAUCCGACCGCGUCAGGGGAAGGGUUUCUUUUACAUGUUUCGUUAUUUCUGUUGAAAUGCUCCGUUUAUCAUGAAACUUUUAUUAAUUUAAUAAAGUUUUAUUAAUUUUAUUUAAAUUAUUUCCAUUUUUUUGUGUUUUAUAAUAAUUGUGUAUUUUUGUUCCUAUAGUUUUGUAGAUAUUAAAGGAAAACUUUGUUAUAUUAAACUUUUGCUUUGUUAUACAAUACAAAAAUUGUUAUAAAUAAUAAUUAUUAUGAAUGUACCGAAUGGACUGACUUAAUUAUAAAGUGUUAGAUGUUUGUUGAUUUGUUAAAUAAAAAUGUAUAUUUUAUAAUUUGAAA
Molecule: messenger RNA, 3799 nt
Organism: Bicyclus anynana (squinting bush brown)
Lineage: Eukaryota; Metazoa; Arthropoda; Insecta; Lepidoptera; Nymphalidae
Gene: Acsf3
Product: malonate--CoA ligase ACSF3, mitochondrial
Exons: 9
Coding region: 194-2164 (656 amino acids)
Biological process (GO): fatty acid metabolic process
Molecular function (GO): medium-chain fatty acid-CoA ligase activity
Source: RefSeq, a predicted model, not a curated record